Peromyscus maniculatus bairdii (prairie deer mouse) is the source of this 992-nucleotide messenger RNA. The record is from RefSeq and is a predicted model, not a curated record. NCBI's taxonomy places the organism in Eukaryota, Metazoa, Chordata, Mammalia, Rodentia, Cricetidae.
UCGGGGUGGGGACAGGAGGGUCACUGGGCCUUGUCUCACUGGGACAGGCUGGAUCACUGAGCCAAGUAAACUAGCUCCAGGGGGCUGGAGAGAAAGAGCUCAAUGGUUAAGAGCAUUGGAUGUUCUUCCAGACGACCAGGCAUGUGGAUUCCCAGCAUGCACAAGGUGGCUCACAACCAUCUGUAACUUCGAUUUCAGGGGACUGGAUGCUCUCUUCUGGCCUCUGCAGGAAUCAGACACACAUGUGAUAUACAAACACCCAUACACAUAUAAUAAAGUAAUUAAAAAGACAAGCUCCAAGUUUUAGGAGAGUCCCUGCCUCAAAAGAGCAGGAAGGGGACUAUCUACCAUUAUGUGCCCUGGUACAACACGAAGCCUGUGGCGACGGUGACCUCCCAGUGGGAGGAUGUCAGCUUCCGGAUGAAUUGCCUCAACCUCCUCCACAUCACCCGGGAUCACCUGAAAGCCAACCUGGACACCCUCAAGUCCAUUCGGAAUCCGAAGGAUCCAGCUCUGCUCCAACAGUGGGAGAAGCUGCUGAGGGAGCUGAUAGAGGACUGCAGGCGCCCUCUGCCUUGUAUGACUGCUCAGCCCAAAGCUAACAACUUGGACAAGAAUAAAUGGCAGCUUCGCAACCAUCUUCUACGCCAACUAGCACAGAGGGCCUCAGAAGCCAAGCCAAGGAAGAUGGUGGUCACGGCAGAGGAUUGGCUGCGUCGUCUCAAUGCUGUGAUCCCCGAGCCCCAGGAAAGCCUGCCUGAUGUGAUGAUCUGGCUGACGUCUAAGCAACAGCGAGUGGCCUAUGCCCGGGUGCCUGCCCAUACUGUCCUGUUCUCCCCAGCAGGACCCCUGAGCUCUGGCAAGUUCUGUGGGAAGAUUCAGAACCUCUUCUUACAGCUCACCUCCGGGUCUGCAUGUGGCUUGGCAAUGUCGUACACAGCAAGAAUCUGAAGCUGCUCCAACAAGGCAACAUGGUGGUGUAUGCGGAGACG